UCCACCUUUCACUGACGUUUGGGGGCCAUCCUGUUGCAUUGGCAACGAGUGUUGCUACCGCUUGGAUUCUUCAGCGGCCAUGGAUUCUUCCUUCCUGCAGGCUUUAAUUAAUUACUACUGUCAGGAAGGCUAUUUUCGCCAUGUUCAGACUAUCGCCAAUGAAGGCUUGAAGACAUUUGCCAAUGACCCAGUGUUUCUUUUCUACCAUGCUUAUGGUAUUUUGAUGGAAGGGCACGUCCAAGAAGCUCUUCUCAGUCUUGAAUCCAUUAAAAACAAACAAGAAGUAUGCCUGUGCACACUGAUGGCAAUGAUCUAUGCCCAUAAAAAAAGAUCAAAUCCAGAUCGGGAAGUUAUUAUGGAUUUGGAUGCCAAGUUGAAGGAACACCGAAAGACAGCAGGACAGGAGGCGUUAUAUUUUGCAGGACUGUUCUUGUGGCAUAUUGGCCGCUAUGAGAAAGCCCGCGAAUACAUCGACAGAAUGAUCAAGAUCUCAAAUGGCAGUAAAGAGGGGUGGAUUCUAAAAGGGUGGCUUGAUGUGACUAGCGGGAAAGAAGCAAGCAUCAAAAAAGCUGGGAAAUGUUUUGAUGAAGGGCUCCAAAAUGAGAAUGAUAUUUUUGGCCUGAUGGGUAAAGCCCAAUAUUUUGAAGUGCGUCAGAAUUAUUCAGAAGCUUUGGAAACUGUGAAUCAAAUAAUUGCGAAUUUCCCACGCUUCCUUCCGGCAUUUAUAAAAAAGAUGAAGUUACAGCUGGCUUUGCAGGAUUGGGAGCAGUCAGUUGAGACUGCCCAGAGGUUGUUGCAGAAAGAUGCUCUCAACCUCGAUGCCUUAAAAAUGGAGGCUGUUCACUAUUUGUGCAGGGAAGGAAACAUACCUGAGGCUUCCUCCAGGCUGAAAGAUCUGAUUAGUGCUUUAGAUCAGUUGGAACCACAGAAUCCUCUGCUUUUCUGUAAAAUUGCCUUGGUGUUUAGCAGAACGUGUGGCCGCAAUCCACACAUCCUGCAGCUGACCCAGAUGUUGGUGGACAGAGCUUUCAGCUUAGCUCCUCAGAAUGCAGACAUUGCUACAGAGCAGGGCUAUCAGAUGCUUUUCCAAGGAAAAAUAAAGGAAGCUGUGAAAUGCUACAAAACUGCUAUGGCUCUUGAUGAGACAAGUGUUCCUGCACUAACAGGAAUUAUCCGAAGCCAGUUAAUGGAAGGGAAGUUAGAUGAUGUAGAGCAGCAGUUGGAGUUCCUGAAAGAAGUUCAGCAGUCUAUUGGAAUAUCAGCCGAGCUGUCUUAUCUACGUGCAGUAUUGGCUAUGAAGAAAAAUAAAAGACAAGAAGAAGUUAUUACUUUGUUGAAUGAUGUACUCGAUGCCCAUUUUUCUUCUCUCCAAGGUUUACCUCUUGGUAUAGAAUAUUUUGAAAAAUUAAACCCAGAUUUUUUGAUAGAAAUUAUUAAGGAGUAUCUUAAUUUUUGCCCAAGUCAGCCUGCAGGUGCAGGGCAGCCUCCUUCACCACUUCUGAGGCCUUGCACAUCUGUCCUUGAAACAGUGAUGAAAACAGUCCCUGGUCUUUUACAAGCUACCUACUUGAUUGCAAAAGUGAAAUAUUUAUCAGGCAACUAUGAAGCCUCUGAGAGGAUCUUACAACACUGUCUGGAGCAGAAUCCUUCCUAUGCAGAGGCUCAUCUCCUCAUGGCUCAAGUCCAUCUGCUGCAAAACAACUUCCAACUCUGUGCUCAGUCCCUGGAGCUCUGUCUAAGUUACAACUUUCAGAUUAGGGAACAUCCUAUGUACCACUUAGUAAAAGCUCAAGCCCAGAUAAAGAUGGGUGAGAUAGCAGAAGCCAUCAAAACCUUGCAGAUGGCAAUGAAUUUGCCAGGGAUGAGAACAAGUACACCAUCCUCUAAAUCGAGAACAAUUGAAAUUGAUGGACACGAUCGUCUGUCUCUCUACCUGGAGCUGGUAGAGGCUCAUCGUCUGAAUGGUGAACAGCAUGAAGCUAUUAAAAUCCUACAAGAUGCUAUCAAUGAAUUUUCUGGUACAUCUGAAGAACUGAGGGUCAUGAUUACUAAUGCAGACUUAGCUCUUAUGCAAGGAGAUGUUGAAGCAGCUUUAACUAUGUUCAGAAAUAUAACACCAGAGCAGACUUAUUUUGUUCAAGCUAAAGAAAAGAUGGCAGAGAUCUAUCUGAAGUACAGGAGAGACAAGAAGCUGUAUGCAAGCUGUUAUAGAGACCUGGUGGAAAAAAUGCCAAGUUCCCACACCUUUCUUCUCCUUGGUGAUGCAUACAUGAAUAUCCAGGAGCCUGAAGAAGCCAUAGAGGCUUAUGAACAGUCUUUAAAGAAAAAUCCUAGAGAUGGAGCCUUGGCUCGUAAAAUUGGGAAUGCUCUAGUCAAGACUCACAAUUAUUCAAAGGCAAUCAGUUACUACGAAGCUGCUCUGAAAACUGGACAGCAGAACAUCCUCUGUUAUGACUUGGCUGAGCUACUGUUACAGUUGAGCCAGCAUGACAAAGCAGAAAAAGUUCUUCGGCAAGCCUUAGAUCACGAACCUGUCAAUGAUUUGUCUUCUCUGAUGGACGAUAUCCGUUACCUGGUUCUUCUUGCAAAGAUUUACAGCAAAAUGGAGAGAACUGAGGAUGCUGUUUUUUCAUUGCAACAAGCUCGGGAGAUGCAAGCCAAAGUAUUGAAGCGGAUUCAGAUUGAGCAGCCGGAUGCUGUUCCUUUGCAGAAGCAACUGGCAGCCGAAAUUUGUGCAGAGAUAGCAAAGCAUUCGGCAACCCAGCGGAACUACGAGAAAGCCAUUACAUUUUACAAAGAAGCUCUUGCGCAUUGUGAGACCAACAACAAGGUGAUGCUGGAACUUGCCCGUUUAUAUCUUGCGUUGGAUGAAGUGGAUGCAUGCCAGUACCAAUGUGCUGCCUUGCUAAAAAAUGAUCGAGACAAUGCAGCAGCCACUACGAUGAUGGCUGACCUCAUGUUCAAGAAACAGGACUACGAGCAGGCUGUGUUUCAUUUCCAGCAGCUUUUGGAUCGCCAUCCCGACGAUUAUACUACACUCUCUCGUUUAAUUGAUCUGUUAAGAAGAGCUGGAAAAUUAGAGGAAGUUCCAAGAUUCCUUGCAAUGGCUGAGAAACAUUCUCCAAGGACAAAACUUGAUUCGGGUUUUCAUUAUUGCAAAGGAUUGUAUUUGUGGUACACUGGUGAACCAAAUGAUGCCCUUCGACAUUUUAACAAAGCAAGAAAGGAUAAUGACUGGGGACAAAAUGCAGUGUAUAAUAUGAUUGAAAUUUGCUUAAAUCCUGACAAUGAAACGAUUGGAGGUGAGGUAUUUGAACAUCUGGAUGGUGACAUAGAUAGUUCUACAGAAAAGCAAGAAUCAGUCCAGCUGGCUGUGAGAACAGCAGAAAAACUCCUAAAAGAAUUGAAGCCUCAGACUGCUCAAGGACACGUUCAGCUUGGCAUCAUGGAAAAUUACUGUUUAAUGGCAACUAAACAAAAAUCAAAUGUUGAGCGAGCAUUACAGGCCUUUACAGAAAUUGUUACUAAUGAGAAGGAUCAUGUCCCAGCACUUUUGGGAAUGGCUACAGCAUACAUGAUUUUAAAGCAAACCCCAAGAGCCAGAAACCAGUUGAAACGAAUUUCAAAAAUGAACUGGAAUCCCAUUGAUGCCGAAGAGUUUGAAAAAAGUUGGCUAUUGCUUGCAGAUAUUUACAUCCAAUCUUCAAAAUAUGACAUGGCGAGUGAAUUACUAAAGCGAUGCCUUCGUCACAAUAGGUCCUGUUGCAAAGCUUAUGAAUAUAUGGGAUACAUUAUGGAAAAAGAGCAAGCUUACAGAGAUGCAGCUAUAAACUAUGAGAUGGCGUGGAAAUAUGGGAACCAAACCAAUCCAGCCAUUGGUUUCAAGCUAGCUUUUAAUUAUCUGAAAGCCAAGAGACAUAUUGAUGCUAUCACUAUUUGUCAUAAGGUUUUAGAAGCACAUCCAAAUUACCCGAAGAUAAAAAAAGAAAUACUUGAUAAAGCACGUGCCUGUUUAAGGACUUGAGCGUUGUUGAAUGCAUUUUAUGUUAAUUUGGAAGAUAAAAGGAGCUUUAAAGUCAUCUGUAAAAUUGAAGAUGCUGCACACCCAACUAGUUCCCAGUGAAAACCAGCAAAGACUACUUGUAGAUUUAUUUUAAAAACAGGCUGCUUUAGUAUUUAGGGUUCAGUAAAAACAAAAGAUCAUUGGUGUCUCACUUUCCUCCUGUAGAUACUGGCUGCAAUCCAGAUAAACUGAGUAAAAAGAAACAACAUGCACAGCUGGAACUUUCUUUGAAGAUCGCUCUGUGGCAGAGAAAUCUGUAGAGAGAACUUCCAGCUGUGUCUAUUGCUCUUUCUGCAUUGUAGAGGUGAUUUAUUUGGAGUGUAAUCAAUGUUUUGAAACAGGGUCUACUCUGAAUCCCCAGGAAUACCAGGAAAGGGAGAAAUAAAGUACUAUACUACAAUGUUAUAUUUGUAUCUCUCUAAUUUUAACUUUUGUUUUUGUAAGCUGUCAUUCUUCUUUGCUGGAAACCUUAAGCAAUAACCUAAUUCUUGUUUAAAUUUAUUUUACUAUAGCAAUACGACUUCAGUUUUGCAUGUUUGUGUGCAAUAUUGCAUAUAAAUAUGCAACAGUAUGAAGAAUAUGAUAUAAAAUGAAAGAUCUCUGUUCCAUGCUUUUCCUGAGGAUUUUUUUUCCAUGUUAACAGCUGUAUUUUCUGUUGUCCUUCCACAAUAUUCAGUCUCUCCAUCUUUUGGAAAGUGAAUCAAACUAAGAAAUAAAGCCUUUUCUAAAAUUAUCAUGGAGUUCUUAAACUUAAGGACAUAUUUGAACUUCAGUUGCCUACAUUUAAGCCCAACAUUUAAAUCAAAAACAAGGAUUAACAUCCAAAUUAUUAUCUAUAGCUUUGAGUCUAUAUACCCUGUUUCCCCCAAAAUAAGACAUCCCCUGAUAAUAAGCCCAAUCGGGCUUUUGAGCGCAUGGCGAUAAGGCCAUGCGCUUAUUUCAGGGUUCAAAAAGCUAUCGAGGUGUUGUCCCGGUGUCUGGAGGCCGUACGGGUCUGGAUGGGGAGAAACAGGCUCAAGCUCAAUCCCUCCAAGACGGAGUGGCUGUGGAUGCCGGCAUCCCGGUACAGUCAGCUGCAGCCGCGGCUGACUGUUGGGGGCGAGUCAUUGGCCCCAAUGGAGAGGGUGCGCAAUUUGGGCGUUCUCCUGGAUGGACGGCUGUCUUUUGAAGACCAUUUGACGGCCGUCUCCAGGAGAGCCUUUUACCAGGUUCGCCUGGUUCGCCAGUUGCGCCCCUUUCUAGACUGGGAUGCCUUGUGCACGGUCACUCAUGCUCUCGUAACAUCUCGGCUGGACUACUGCAAUGCUCUCUACAUGGGGCUCCCCUUGAGGAGCACCCGGAGACUCCAGGUAGUUCAGAAUGCAGCUGCGCGGGUGAUAGAGGGAGCCCCUCGUGGCUCCCAUGUAACACCUCUCCUGCGCAGACUGCACUGGCUGCCUGUGGUUUUCCGGGUGCGCUUCAAGGUUUUGGUAAUGAUCUUCAAAGUGCUCCAUGGCAUAGGGCCGGGUUAAUUACGGGACCGUCUGCUGCCACCGAAUGCCUCCCACCGACCCGUGCGCUCUCACAGAGAGGGACUCCUCAGGGUGCCGUCGGCCAGGCAGUGCCGACUGGCGACGCCCAGGGGAAGGGCCUUUUCGGUGGGGGCUCCCACCCUCUGGAACGAGCUUCCCCCAGGACUUCGUCAACUUCCUGACCUUCGGACCUUCCGCCGCGAGCUUAAGACACAUCUAUUCAUUUGCGCAGGACUGGACUAGGGUUUUAAAUUUUUAAAUGACUAAAUUUUAGCUUUGGUUUUAAAUUGGGUUUUAUUAUUUAUAUCUUAUUUUAAAUAUUUGGCCUUUAUAAUAAGUUUUUUAGAUGAAUGUUUUAUUUUGUAUAUUUGUGUGUUUUUAUAUGGCUGUACACCACCCUGAGUCCUUAGGGAGAUAGGGCGGUAUAGAAAUACGAAUAAAUAAAUAAAUAAAUAAAUAAAUAAAUAAAUAAAUAAAUAAAUAAAUAAAUAAAAUAAGACAGGGUCUUAUUUUCGGGGAAACACAGUAGUACUAUCUUUUUAUUAUCACUUCUGGUAAAGAUACAAGUGGCUCUCAUACUUGCUCUUAAUUGAUUCUUUGGGCUAUUGUGACAAGAAACUAUCAAGUGAUGUAUUGCCUACCUAGAUUUAGAAUUUCCAGAAAAGAUUAUUUCUGAGAAAUUUUGGUUUUACUGAUCCAAUGAAUGCCUAUGCUAUUUUGAAUUGAUUAUAAUCUAAAUAGGUAUAUGCAGCACACAAACCAUUUUUGUUGCUCUGUCUCAAAAACAUGUUCACAUAAUCUGCUUUCUUCCAACCAUUUGCUAAAUCAGCUGGAGGUAGAUAAUUUUUUAAAAGGAAUGGAUAGCCCCUUGGCCAGGCAUUUUUCCCAGUGUUUUAUUACUUUUUUUGUGGAAAAUCUGGCUGGGGUAAGAUUGCUUUUUUAAAAAAAGUAGUGUACAUUGCAAUGUUCCCUUUUGCCACAUUUGGAUUUUUUUAAAGGCUUACAUAUUAAAAUCA
Ahaetulla prasina is the source of this 6590-nucleotide messenger RNA. It is a transcript of the gene TTC21B, whose product is annotated as tetratricopeptide repeat domain 21B. Gene Ontology annotation, cellular component: intraciliary transport particle A. Lineage: Eukaryota; Metazoa; Chordata; Lepidosauria; Squamata; Colubridae. The transcript has 29 exons. Gene Ontology annotation, biological process: protein localization to cilium; intraciliary retrograde transport. Gene Ontology annotation, molecular function: protein binding. Bases 80 to 4024 code for a protein of 1314 amino acids. The record is from RefSeq and is a predicted model, not a curated record.